UACGCAUGCGCCGAGUUUCUGCUGUGUUGGGGUGUGAACGCUAACAGGCUAAUCUCAGCUGCUCGUUUCUGCUAUUCUAAACAUAUUUCCACGUUUUUACCUCAGUAAGCUACAAGGACAAUGGCGGAUCCAAGAAUACGACAGAUAAAAAUCAAAACCGGUGUUGUUAAACGUUUGGCCAAAGAGGAGGUAUUGUACAUAAAGGAGGCAAAGCAGCAAGAAGAAAAGAUCGAGCGUCUCAAGGCGGAGGCUGGAGACGAGUAUGUCAUCAAGAAACAGAUGGAGGUGUUGCAAGAGGCAAGAAUGAUGAUUCCUGACUGUCAUCGUCGUUUAGCUAUGGCCCAUGCUGACCUGCAGCAACUAUUGGAAACAGAGGAAGAAUUGGCUGAAACAGAAGAAUAUAAGGAGGCCAGAACUCUUUUGGAUUCAGUCAAGCUGGAAGGAUGAUGGACACAAAUGCACACAGAUGCUAACAUACACACUGACAUCCCAAGUGUCCAUUCCAUUUGUUCAGCGUUUCAGAAGCAAAGCAAUAUGUUUACUGUUUGCAUUUCACUGAUUUUUCUUUUUAUUUUAUUUUUAUGUAUUGAUUGAGUUAAUAAUCCUCCACUUCCUCCCUGGCCUUCUAAGUGUUCAAAUUUACACAAUCAUGAAAUAAAGUUUCAGUUUACCAUUUCAAAUGCUUCCUUUUCACUAAUAAUAGCCUAUUUAUGGAAAUGUACGUUUGCCGUGUUAAUUUAGAACAUUUGUUCUCAAAAUGAAAAAUGCAUGAUUGCAGUCCAUCACAGUAUAAAUGUUCAGUUACCUUUUCAGAUAAGAGGUUCACCUGCUGUGAACACUGAAAAUCCAUGACAGAUCUUUGAUUUUCUGUAAGCUAUUCUUGUUUAUUGAUGCUGCAGGCAUGUACAUUAUUUCAGAAUUGUAAUAAAACUGUACAAAGUUGAAUUAAUAUCUAAAAUGCUUUCCUUCACCCGAUAUAUAAGAUAUUUUCCCCUCUCAUAUAGGGCUGCAGUAAUUAAUGCAUAACGUGAACCUGGACAUCUGUCAUAUAUGGACAGGAUUUGUGUUCCUGCAUGCAGAGAGGUGUAGAAUGAAAGGAAAAUAAGGUAUGAUGAGAAUGUAUUUCCAACUCUGCUGUAAGGACACUGACCUCCGCUGGCCAGAUUCUCUCAUGCAAGCAUGAGGCUCUUCUGCAUGUUUGGCCACUUUGGCCUCCUUCCACUUAUUUGCUGGAAAAACACUAAGGGUGUUAUAAUAACAUUUUGUGCAAUAAAGCAUAAUUACAUCAUGAUCUGAA
Molecule: messenger RNA, 1297 nt
Organism: Myxocyprinus asiaticus (Chinese sucker)
Lineage: Eukaryota; Metazoa; Chordata; Actinopteri; Cypriniformes; Catostomidae
Gene: tbca
Product: tubulin cofactor a
Exons: 4
Coding region: 121-447 (108 amino acids)
Biological process (GO): tubulin complex assembly; post-chaperonin tubulin folding pathway
Cellular component (GO): microtubule cytoskeleton; cytosol
Molecular function (GO): beta-tubulin binding
Source: RefSeq, a predicted model, not a curated record